This is a messenger RNA of Guyanagaster necrorhizus, 993 nucleotides long. RefSeq lists its product as uncharacterized. The transcript has a single exon. The record is from RefSeq and is a predicted model, not a curated record. The annotation marks the transcript as partial. NCBI's taxonomy places the organism in Eukaryota, Fungi, Basidiomycota, Agaricomycetes, Agaricales, Physalacriaceae.
AUGAUUCAUGAUACACAUCAUGGGCACAAGGUUCGACUACCGAAGCGCCUAUUAGCAUAUCCGAAGUUCCGGCUUUUUAAUUGGUAUCUCCGUCAGAUUCAAAAGAAGGAUCAAAGGAGUAACUCCUGGUCUAUAUGGAAGGCCCACUGGGGUGGUCUCUCUCAUGUCUUUGACAACUGGCCACAAGCUUGGGAUGCUAUCAAGCCUCCUUGCGCUAGAGGUUUAUUCUCUGGUCAUGUGGGUAUUAAACCUACUUCGUUGACUGGCUUACAACGUAAUGCAAGCUCAACUAGAGAUUUUAAUCGCCUGGUCCCCAUGCCCAUGGUAAUAGAGGUCCUUAUUAAUGGUCACAAGAGUCGUGCUCUUCUUGACUCUGGGUCUUUGGGUGAUUUUAUCUCCACAACGCUAGCAGAUCAGCUAAAGUUGAAGCGAACUGAGCUUGCGAAGCCUAUUGAGUUGCAUCUUGCUGUUCAGGGCUCACGCUCAAAGGUUAAUUAUGGUACACAAUCUGAUUUCAAGUACCAGAAUAUCAAGGAACGUCGAUACUUUGAUAUCGUAAACCUAUCAAAUUAUGAUGUGAUCCUUGGAACGCCAUUUCUGUUCCAGCACAAGGUAUCCUUUGGUUUGAAUGAGGAACAUAUCAUAAUUGGAAGUGAGACGAGCCUACCUAUCCGUGGUGAGAAUGUUGCUCAAAUUGACGCUCGGGCUGUUGAUAUAGCAGAGGAGCAACUAGGACAUGUCCGAGAGCAAUUGUUUGAGUAUGCAGCACCAUUGUUUGUUGAUGCUGCUAAGACACCGUUACCUCCGUUUCGAGCAAUCAACCAUGAGAUUCCAAUUAUAAAUGAAAACCAGGUCUAUACCUGGCGUUCAUCUAGAUGUCCUGAAGCAUUGCGCCAGCAGUGGGUGCAGAAAAAGAAGGAUUAUCUUGCAACAGAACAUUGGAAGGUAACCACAGCCCGUAAUACUGUUCCAAUGCUGUGCAUAUAUAAGCCU